CUGUCGCCUGCCCCCUCCCCCUCCUUGCCUGACUGCAUGGCAGACGAACCGCAUGGAAAGUCGACAGCACAAGCUGACCCAGCGUGGAAGCGCAUCGGCCUACGCUUUCUGGACAGAGCGGACGCGGUUUCCUUCCUCGGCUCCUGCGCCGCUAUACUGUAUACGCGCUCCGCUGGCGUCACAUACGUUCCCGUCUGUGGCCUCGCGUGUUCGAUCUCAGUCAAAUUUCUCAAGAAGAUCAUCCGGCAGCCGCGUCCUGCUCAUCCUAAGCAGCGUAAGAGAACGUACGGCAUGCCCAGUACCCACUCCGCUGUCGUCGCUUAUUUCUCCACCUACGUCCUGCUCGCCAGCGCUCGGCUACCGAUACAUCCUUCCCUUCCCUUGAACCCUCUCAUCACUCGGACUAUACCUGCACUAAUAAUCGUGCCUUGGGCCACACUUGUCGCCUGCUCCCGUGUUUGGCUUAGGAAGCACUCGUGGAUCCAAGUCGUUGCUGGUUGCGCAUACGGCACAUUGUUUGCCAGCAUAGCGUUCUCGGUAUGGACUCGAGGCGAAUUAUCACAGUAUAAUGACUGGAUAGAGGGGUUGAUGAAUAAACUGCUUGCUACCUUUCUGAGGAUCUAAAUAAUGACGGACUACCAACUUCACGCGCACUCUACUCCCUUCCACAGUAUUAGGUAUAUAGCAGAUAAUAUACAUGGGUUCCUCUUUAUGUGUUUGUUAUUAUCAUUAGAUGAGAUUGUCAAGCGG
Schizophyllum commune H4-8 is the source of this 750-nucleotide messenger RNA. Its product is annotated as PAP2-domain-containing protein. Gene Ontology annotation, molecular function: sphingosine-1-phosphate phosphatase activity. The record is from RefSeq and is a predicted model, not a curated record. NCBI's taxonomy places the organism in Eukaryota, Fungi, Basidiomycota, Agaricomycetes, Agaricales, Schizophyllaceae. Bases 37 to 624 code for a protein of 195 amino acids. The transcript has 3 exons.